AUGAGUCGAGCAUCAUUAGUUUGUACUACACUUUUUGUCAUUGGUAAUUACUUUUUCAUUGUUAUAAAUUGGCCUCUAGGGUUUUUAAACAUUGAAGUGUCAGGAAAAGUUUUGUCGUAAAUUUAUAAGUAAUUUCACUACUAAAAACGACAAAACUUUCUUGAGCCGUAUUAGAGGAGUGUUGAGAUACUACUCUAUCCUACCUUUUUACUAGCCUAUAAAGAAAGGUCAUACCGUUUUUUAAAUACCCAUUUUAGCACUAACAGUACUAUCCGUACCAUUACCUCGAGAAGAAGUUCCGAUCUGUCCUUCUGGCGCCGAAGCCAUGUUGAGGCCGGAUGGUGAGCCAAGGAAGUGUCUGCCACAUCAAAGUCAUCUCUGUCUGAAUGCUCUGGACGAUGGGGUAAGUUUUUCAAAUUUAAAUUUGAUUUUAAAAAUGUUGACUAAAAAAUGAAAAUGAACCAUCAAGGAAAGUGCUUGACCUGCCCAGUUCUGAUUGACUUCAAAUUUUUUAUAAAGAAAGAUCAGGUUAAUACAAGAUCUUCAAAAAGUACCAAAUCGCGCUUUCCAUUAAAUCUCGAGAAAACCGAGAUCAAAAAAUUACAUUUUGAAUUUCCCGCCAAAUUGGCAUUGUGUUUCAAGCUUAUAACUUUGUCAUUUUUUGACUUUUAAUAAUUUUUCUUUGAUAUACUAGUAGAAAACCUUUAAAUGAACCUACAUUUUAAAUUUGUAAGCGUAGCUUGUCUGGAAAGUGGCAAAAAGUGCUUAAAACAGGAUGCCAAAGUUUGCCAAAUUGGCGGGAAGCUCAAAUAUUUAAAUUUUAAAACUCAAAAGUUCGAGCUAAAAUUUUUUAUGGGUACUAUUGAUAGUACAAUAAAAUCAUUAAAAAAUUUUGAGCUGAUUCUGACAAUUGUGAGUUAAGCAGGUCGGGCACUUUCCUUGCAAGUUAAGUAAGGUAAAAGUACUGUAACUUUAUCAAUUAUCGAAAUUUCAAAAAAAACUUUUGGACUUUUGUUGGCAUUAACCUUCCCUAUCUUAUUUAUUUAUUUUCUGAUGUUUCAGGCCGAUCCCAACUCCGUCUGUUGCUGGCACAACAAAGUGGACUACUAUUGUUGUCGCAACGUCGCUGAAACUCAAUGUCCAGCCUACUCGAAUGUGACGGUUGUUAUUCAUAACAGUUUUCCACAAAAUUCAUUCCCAAUCAAAACGUUCCAUUUUAGAAAAGGAAUCGAAAAGGAUCUCAAGUUUAGUCAAAAGUAA
Molecule: messenger RNA, 1260 nt
Organism: Bursaphelenchus okinawaensis
Lineage: Eukaryota; Metazoa; Nematoda; Chromadorea; Rhabditida; Aphelenchoididae
Source: the annotation of a GenBank genome assembly